This is a messenger RNA of Camellia sinensis, 469 nucleotides long. NCBI's taxonomy places the organism in Eukaryota, Viridiplantae, Streptophyta, Magnoliopsida, Ericales, Theaceae. The record is from RefSeq and is a predicted model, not a curated record.
UGAACUCGACCCUACACAAUCACAACUUCUAGGGCUGAUAUAGGUAGAUCUUCUUCUUCUUCCUCACACCAACACGCACAAACCCACCUUAAUCGAAGAAAGAGACUCCAAAUGGCUCCACCUCCUGGUCCUUAUUCCGGAACCAGCACCCUUGCCUUGGUGGCUCGUGUUUCUGCAUUCUCUAUGGGACUUGUUUACGGAAGCAUGAAGCUCAAGUAUCUCAAGGCAAAGGCUAAAUCUCAUAAGAAGGCCGAAGCAAAGGCAAUGGCACAUCACUGAAGGAGAGAUGCUCUGUUUUUUUGGUUUCUGAUAAAAAAUAAUGCAUGAUGAUAUAACUAUACCAGUGUUUAAUAUUGGCCUAAAGUAUUUGUGGACCAUGGUUCUCUACUUGUAGCUCUGCAACUUUUUUUUUGGAGAAUUAUAUAUCUCAUUUCAUGAGGUCGUUCCAAUUUUUUUAGGUUUGGAUUCA